Messenger RNA from Saccostrea cuccullata (small rock oyster), 2244 nucleotides. RefSeq lists its product as uncharacterized. Lineage: Eukaryota; Metazoa; Mollusca; Bivalvia; Ostreida; Ostreidae. The transcript is spliced from 11 exons. Gene Ontology annotation, molecular function: calcium ion binding. The coding region runs from base 49 to 2244 and encodes 731 amino acids. The record is from RefSeq and is a predicted model, not a curated record.
AGAACAGCCAGGAAAGAGAGAUGACAAAUUGUGAAUUUGAUAUCCGUCAUGGAUGGUGCAACAACGAUAUUGGUUCUAUUUCUUAUCUUCCUUCCAUUUUACACACAUGGCAUCAUGGACAACAGAGGAACAAAAUUUGUGAUUGGUUUUAUGGAGAAUUUCCAGGCAGCGCAUUUCAGCGAAAUUUUCAUCACUACAGCAAAGACCCAAUCUGUGUUCGUCAAUGUAACAAGUCCGCGUUGGCACAAUCCAAAAAUUGACAUUUCAUUUGAUGUCACUUCAGGUAUUGUCAAACAAGUUAACAUUUCUAGUUCGCUUAGAAUGAGUGGUACCUCUCUCAGUUCAAAAGGGUUGCUAAUUGAAGCAUCCAAUGAAAUUGUGGUAUAUGGCUUCAACAAAGAACCUUUUUCAAAUGACGCUUUCCUUGCAAUUCCAUGUGAUGCCAUUGGCACCGAGUACUUUGUUACGACAUACUUACCAUCCUUUUUCGAAUCAGAAAUCUUGAUUGUUGGUGUUUCAAAUGCAACAUCUCUAGGUAUCAAACUCAGCACAACCUUUGGGUCAGUAGUAACAUUUCAGGGUAGCAAUUUCAGUAAAAGUCAAUGGAUAAACAUUAGUAUCGACGCAUUUGACACUCUGCAAUUGCAGAGCACAGAUGAUAUCACGGGGACGUACGUUAUAGCAGACAAACCCGUGUCUGUCUUCAGUGGGAACGUAUUAACAGCAAUAAGCAAUGGCACAGCGGACCACAUUGCAGAACAACAUAUAUCUACUGAUAAAUGGGGAAAGACGUUUGCGACUGUUCCAAUACCGGGUCGCAUUGUUGGAGACUUUUUCAGAUUUGUGGCAUCAGAGCACGACACGAUAGUUCAAAUUCAGGGACUGGACAAUUCCACAGCAAGCACAGACACAUUUGUUCUUCAAGAACCCGGACAAUGGGCUCAGAGACAUUUCAGUUCUUCUUUCUAUGCAUUAAUUACGUCAGACAAACCAAUCUAUGUUGUUCAAUAUUCUCUAAGUCAAAUGAAUCGUAACAUGGCUGACCCCUCGAUGAUAAUAAUCCCACCCAUGGAACUGUUUUCUGCGAACUAUGUGUUCACGACACCAAAAAGCGCUACAGGCUCUUAUGACAGUUACUUUAUGUUUGUGGUCAAAAAAGUAGAUUUGGAUGGCCUGAGAAUUAAUGGUCUUCCUCUCAACACAUCUGAAGUUUAUGAGUUCCCGGGCGGGGAUUUUUUGGGAGGAUAUCUUUCGUUGGCUGAAGGUACCUACGACGUCCGCCAUAUUUCACCUAUCUGUGUGUUUGGAGGAGUUCUCUAUGGGAAAGGAUGGUUUGAGACGUAUGGGUUUCCAACUGGAAUGAGACUGACUUCCAUUAAUACACCCUGUAUAAUUGUCCCUUCCUCUCAUGGAGACGGACUGGACAACGACUGUGACCGAAAGAUCGACGAAGAAAUAGAUAACGGUCAAGAUGACGAUGGCGAUGGUUUGAUAGAUGAAGACUGUGCAGAGGCUUAUCAAGACAGGCCAUGUUUUGCAACACCAUGCUUCAAUGGGGGAACGUGCACCGAGAACGGGACUAACUAUGCGUGCACGUGUAUCAGUGGUUAUGACUCGGCGUCAGACUGUCGACUACAGAUCGACUAUUGCCGCAGGAAUCCCUGCCCCCAUACAAAGAUAUGCUCUCCUCACCUUGGGGGAUUCACAUGCAUCUGCAAAGCAGGCUUCACCGGGACUCACUGUUCUACAGAUAUUGAUGAAUGCGCUAGCUCUCCAUGCAUUCAUGGAAAAUGCACGGAUUACGUGAACGGGUAUAGCUGUCGGUGUAACAUGGGGUACUCUGGAAUCAACUGUGAAAUAGACACAAAUGAAUGUGCUAGUUCCCCUUGUAUCCAUGGUAACUGUACCGAUGACGUCAAUGGUUUUACUUGUUCCUGUGACAAUGGUUUCACUGGGAAAACAUGUUCCAUUUAUACUUCAAGCACAGACUGUUUGUCAUCCAGAUGUGAGCUGAUUCAGUGUUCCAUAUUUAAUUUUACUUCAGGCUGCUAUUAUGCUUUAAUCUCGUGUCUAAUCUCAGCUUUGGUUCUGGCGACAUUUUCCUUCUGCAUUAUUUUUUGUUAUGGCAUAAAAAAGAGAAAACGGAAGUCAGUGCCACCUCCAUUUCCAUUUGAGGACACUACCUUGGGAGAAACAAAGAAAAGAUUUAAUUUCCAUAUUGUCCAUCAACAUGAAAAUCUAUGA